Molecule: messenger RNA, 2892 nt
Organism: Perca fluviatilis (European perch)
Lineage: Eukaryota; Metazoa; Chordata; Actinopteri; Perciformes; Percidae
Gene: opn4xa
Product: opsin 4xa
Exons: 8
Coding region: 98-1615 (505 amino acids)
Biological process (GO): G protein-coupled receptor signaling pathway
Cellular component (GO): membrane
Molecular function (GO): G protein-coupled receptor activity
Source: RefSeq, a predicted model, not a curated record
UGGCACAUAUGGUUCCCACAUGAUGUCACAAUUUAUAGAAACAAGUUGACACAAUUGGUAUAUUGAUUUGUGGGAUGCUGAGCAUCUUUCAAUCUUCAUGUGUUACAGUAACAAGAAGCUACGGACUGCCCCCAACUAUUUCAUCAUGAACCAAGCAGUCAGUGACUUCCUCAUGGCAAUUACACAGUCACCCAUCUUCUUCGUGAACUCCCUUUACCAAGGGUGGAUUUUUGGUGAAACAGGCUGUAAAAUGUACGCCUUCUGUGGAGCUUUGUUUGGACUCACUUCCAUGAUAAACCUUCUGGCCAUCUCUCUAGAUCGCUACAUUGUCAUCACCAAGCCUCUGCAGGCCAUACGGUGGACCUCCAAGAGACGCACUUGCCUCGUUAUUGCUCUGGUCUGGCUGUACUCACUAGCCUGGAGCCUUGCACCCCUUUUAGGGUGGAGUUCAUACAUACCGGAGGGCCUGAUGACCUCAUGCACAUGGGACUACAUGACAUCUACUCCUGCAAAUAAAAGUUAUACUUUGAUGCUAUGCUGCUUUGCAUUCUUCAUCCCUCUGGGCAUUAUAUCCUAUUGUUAUCUGUGCAUGUUCCUGGCAAUCCGCCAUGCAAGCAGAGAUGUGGAGAAGUUUGGGAAUCAGCUGAGGAAGUCAACUCUUAUCCAGCAGCAGUCCAUCAAGACUGAAUGGAAGCUGGCCAAGAUUGCCUUUGUGGUCAUCAUAGUGUAUGUGCUUUCCUGGUCGCCCUAUACAUGUGUCACCCUCAUCGCCUGGGCUGGAUAUGGAAGAAUCCUCAGUCCCUAUUCCAAAGCUGUCCCUGCUGUUAUAGCCAAGGCAUCAACCAUUUACAACCCUAUUAUCUAUGCCAUCAUUCACUCUAAAUACAGGGACACCAUGGCAGAAAAGGUUCCCUGUCUGCACUUCCUAGCCCAGGUCUCACGGAGGAAGUGCAUAUCAGGCAGCGAAUCUUCCAUCAGGGAGUUGGGGCUGAGCAGACAGUCAUCAGUCUUCAAAACCAAGUUUCACAGAGUUUCUUCCAUGUCUACGACAGACACACAGGUUUGGAGUGAUGUGGAGCUGGACUCUAUCAACCAGAGCCAAUGUGUGAGGUCCAGCUAUUCCCUCGGGUCUCUGAGGGACAAAGAGCACAAGUCAUUAGCUAAGCAGGCCAUAGGAAAGGGAAGCCAAAGCCAGGAACAGAUCCACAUGCCAGAGCGAGGAUCACUGAACAGAUGUGACCACACCCCAUCACCUGAGUCUGUCAGCACAGUCAUGCCAUGGGCAUUGGGGAAGAGAAGGGAGGAGAAUCCUAACAGUUGGAAUAAAGAGAACACACAGGAAGAUGAGGAAAAAGAGGGUGAACAUGAACAGAGAGAGGGACAGCAAGUUCAGAAGGAGAAAGAAGUGAAGGAGCCUAAGGACCUCAUCCAGCCAGACUCUCUGGACAAUACUGUAUGUGUGCACUCCCAAGCGAUCAUCAGACCCAACUUAAACCAUGACUAUUGUGAGGAAAAACAAACCACACAGAGCAGACAGAGAGAACUGUUGCUCAAUAUACAGCCUCUUGCCAGUUCUGCUCAAGGAUUUGAGUCUGUGCAAAGAUUUCUAAGCUAAAUGCUGGAUAUGUUUAUUUGUCUAUGUGGCUAUGUGUGACUGUGACACAGCAAGUAAACAAGUUUUUUUUCUUUGUUCAAGAAUGCUGAGGUAAUCUUUUGAAGCAGCUGUCGAAACUUUUAUCUCAACUGUUUGGCAAUGCACUGCAACCAAGUACAUUUGUUUAUAGGUGUUUGUGCCAUAUAGGUUAAGGUUUAUAUACACAACUGCUCUAAUAAUCCUGGCACACACCUCUCAUGUUAACACUUGUUGUUAACAUGCAUAAUAAUGCUACCCCAAUUGUUUUUGGUUUAGAGGCACAUGCUCGGUAUGACACUGUCACAGUGAAACAAUUACAAACGGAACCUUAACUUAAAAUGACCGUUAAAGUUCAAAAUAAAUAAAAUAAAUAAAUAAAACAUUAUGCACUUUUUUGCCUUUAAUAAUAGGAAGGCAAUGAAAGGGGGAGAGAGAGAGGGAAGACAUGCAGGAAAUCAUCCGAGGUCAGACUUGAACCCUGGACCUUCUGCAUCAAGGCAUAAACCUCUUAGUAUAUGUGUUCCCACUCUACCCACUGAGCUAACCUGUUGUCAAGCUAGCCAAUAAACAACAUUAUACCAAGAACAACUAAUGAAAGACCAUCCAUAUUUAUUAUCAAUUUGCAGAGAGAGCAAAGUUUGACUCUAUUUGGAGUGUUUCUUGUUUAUUUCUGUGAGAAAGCAUAUUUUUGUACAUUUGUUUAUUUUGUAACUAAGGCUAUCUAUUGCUCAUUUAAAUAAGCAAUGAGAAAAUGUGGUAACUAUUUCUUUCAUUAUUUCUCUAUAAUGCACCAUAAGCAAGUUCAUUAAGUACAUAACACAUGUAUGUAUCAUUGCACAACUCAUUAUCAUAAUACGCCAUAUACCAUUGUUUAUCAGGUUUUGAAAGUUGCUGACAUUAUGUGCUGUAUCAUGAGUUCAGGCACCAUAGUAAUUAAGCGUUAUGCAACCCAAAACUUUAAUUCACUGCAGUUGCUAACCAAAGUAAGUCAUAGUGCAUUUCAGCUACCAGAUGUGGUAGGUCAUGAAGACACUUGACACUCUGAUUUAUCUAUUUAUCAUCCGUUCAUCCUUUUUUUACAAGAAAAAAGGCAGCAUGUUCUCAGGAAAUGAAUUGGCACAGCAGCAAUCACUAAAAUGUUGUACCUUUUCCUUAUUUGAAUACUCAGUAUUUGUUGCUAUUGGUGCUACUGUUAAAUCUUAAACUAAAGACGUUAUUGUGUAUUUGUUGUGGAAAUAAACUUUUCAUAUAGCUCUCAA